Messenger RNA from Rotaria sp. Silwood2, 1314 nucleotides. NCBI's taxonomy places the organism in Eukaryota, Metazoa, Rotifera, Eurotatoria, Philodinida, Philodinidae. The record is from the annotation of a GenBank genome assembly.
AUGAUUAGUUCGACACGCAUCUUUUCAUUUGGUUUGGGUCAUUCGCCAAGUCGUUCACUUGUCAAAGGUCUUGCUCGAGCAACAAAUGGACGUUUUGUUUUUAUUCCACCUAAUACAAGUGUUGAUAUUCAUGUUGGUGAACAGUUACAAAGAGCUCUGCAACCCUGUAUAGCUGGCAUAGAAGUGAAAUGGAGUCUCGAUACUACUGUUAUAAGUGCACCAACAAAAAUACCACCAGUCUAUGCUAAUGAUCGUCUGAUUGUCUAUGCACUUGCUAAUAAUCCAAAGUUUGUCUUCCAUCAUCAUUCCAGCGUUCAAUUACACACUGAUAAUAGUCGAUUGGGCACGGCGAAUAUUGAUGGCAUGGUGAAUAUGAGCAUGAAUGGAACCAUUGCUCGACUAGCUGCCAAAGCACUGAUUCGCGAAUUGCAACAUUCGAAAUUGACUUCUUUGGUAAAAGAGAGGAAAUCAGUCUCGCUACUAAGUUGUUUUCGGAAAAAGCAUCCAUUGCCAAAAGCUGCAACAGCAAUCAGCGACAAAGAAUUGACAAAGAGAUGCAUUAUUGAACUUUCACUCAAAUAUCAGAUUUUGAGUCCACAUACCGCUUUCAUUGGUGUUGAAAAACAAGUGGAUAGCAGCAACGCUGAUAUAAUCUUGCGCGAAGUACCAAUUCAAAUAUCAACCGAUGACCAACACUUACGCAUAUCCCAUUCCAUGAAUCAGUGUACCAAUACGAUGCCACCUAAUCCGAUACCAUUACGUAGGAUGCAAGCACCAAUGGCCAUAGCUACGGUGAAUCGAUCGAUGUCAACGGAGUACAAACGACAUAAAGCUCUCAGGCCGAUGCCUCAAUCAGAUUCGUUUUCAGAAGAUCACAUCGAUGAAAUUGACGAAGAGUAUCUUUCCCUACGAAUUUUUUCUUCAAUGCCAUCGAAAUCCAAUUAUGUUUGUUCUACGCCCAGUUCACGUGAACAGCCUCUGAUUGACCAAGAAAAAUAUGAAACAUGGCCUAUCGACGAUCAAAAUAUUGUUCGCUAUUUGAUAGGCAAACAAAAAUUUGAUGGUUUAUGGGAUUUAGAUGUCACAGAUAUAGAACAUUUGACUGGGCAAUCGUUGACAAGCUUUCCAUCAUCCAACAAUAAACAAAUUCUCAUAUCGGCUAUUGUUAUUGUCGCACUUGAAACGCGUUUCGCUUCAUUGUUGAUAAUGUGGUAUGGUGUAGUACAAAAAGGUCGUAAGCGUCUUCUUGAUUUACUUGACAAAGACGUCAAACAACUUGAAUCAUUACUGAAGGAUAUUCGUCAACAAUUUUGA